Salvia miltiorrhiza (redroot sage) is the source of this 2438-nucleotide messenger RNA. RefSeq names its product squalene synthase 1-like. The transcript has 14 exons. Gene Ontology annotation, biological process: lipid biosynthetic process; farnesyl diphosphate metabolic process. The record is from RefSeq and is a predicted model, not a curated record. Gene Ontology annotation, cellular component: endoplasmic reticulum membrane. Gene Ontology annotation, molecular function: squalene synthase [NAD(P)H] activity. Lineage: Eukaryota; Viridiplantae; Streptophyta; Magnoliopsida; Lamiales; Lamiaceae. Bases 192 to 1433 code for a protein of 413 amino acids.
CCUCCACACACACUCACUCGUAAACGGUAUUUUUCUCUCAUCUAUAAAAUAAAGUAUGUCCAUAAUAUUUUUGGUCACAAUUACAAACGCACACACAUUCUCUCUCUAUAUCUCUCUCACACACGCGCACGAAUUCCAUCGUCCUCGCUUCACGCAGCUGAUUGGAAGUAUUUUCAGAACCACAGUUUGAGAUGGGGAGUUUACGUGCGAUUUUGAGGCAUCCGGAUGAUUUGUAUCCAUUGCUGAAGCUGAAAUACGCGGCGAGAAAUGCGGAGAAGCAGAUCCCGCCGGAGCCACACUGGGGAUUUUGUUACACCAUGCUUCACAAGGUUUCUAGAAGUUUCGGUCUCGUUAUUCAGCAGCUCGAUACCGAUCUUCGCGAUGCUAUAUGCAUUUUCUAUUUGGUUCUUCGAGCACUUGACACUGUUGAGGAUGACACUAGCAUAGCAACAGAGCUAAAAGUACCUAUUCUGAUGGCUUUCCAUCGUCACAUAUUUGACCGAGAAUGGCAUUUUUCAUGCGGUACAAAGGAAUAUAGAGUUCUGAUGGACCAGUUCCAUCACGUUUCCACUGCUUUUCUGGAGCUCGCGCCUGGUUAUCAGGAUGCAAUUGAGGAUAUUACCAUGAGAAUGGGUGCAGGGAUGGCAAAAUUUAUUUGCAAGGAGGUAGAAACCACUAAUGAUUAUGAUGAAUAUUGUCAUUACGUGGCUGGCCUUGUUGGAUUGGGGUUAUCCAAGCUAUUCCAUGCUUCUGGGAAAGAAGAUCUGGCUACAGAUGCUAUGUCCAAUUCAAUGGGUUUAUUUCUUCAGAAAACAAACAUUAUCAGAGAUUACCUUGAGGAUAUCAAUGAGAUACCAAAGUCACGUAUGUUUUGGCCUCGUCAAAUAUGGAGUAAAUACGUUAACAAACUUGAGGACUUGAAGAGCCAGGAAAACUCUGUUAAAGCAGUGCAGUGCCUAAAUGAUAUGGUCACAAAUGCUUUAGUGCAUGUAGAGGACUGCCUCAAGUACAUGUCUGAUUUGAAAGAUCCAGCUAUCUUUCGCUUUUGUGCGAUUCCACAGAUAAUGGCAAUUGGGACAUUAGCUUUAUGCUACGACAACAUUGAAGUCUUCAGAGGUGUUGUGAAAAUGAGAAGAGGCCUUACUGCUAAAAUUAUCGACAGAACUAAAACAAUGUCUGAUGUGUAUGGUGCUUUCUAUGACUUCUCUCGGAUGCUGAAAUUUAAGGUUGAUGACAAAGAUCCUAAUGCGGGAACGACAAAAGACAGAUUAGAUAGUAUCUUGAAAAUUUGCAGGGACUCUGGCACCUUAAAUGAAAGGAAAUCUUACAUUAUUGAGAGCCGGCCCCAGUACAAUGCUGCUAUUAUGGUUGCUAUUUUCUUCAUCAUAUUAGCAAUUCUUCAAGCAUACUUUGCACCAAAGAGAGCCGUCUAAUAUAUGUGAGUUUUUUCCACCUCUCUUCUUUGUCAAAUAUUGCUUAGUUUAUAUGAAAAAUAUUGAUAAAAAUACCACACUAUUGUUUCUAUUGCUGACUUACAACUUUUUAAACAGGGGUUAAUUGGCUGUAAAUACAUGAAGUAUACAUAAAUUUUGAUUUUUAACCUACACUAUGUUGUUGGUCAAUUAAUACAUAAACAUUGAACUUUUUGAGAUUUGGCUUGAAUUAAAAUUUCGGCCACAUUUAACCCUAUGUGGAUGUGAAUUUUUAUUACGUGACAAUUCUUUUAUAUGAGCGGGCUGUGACAAAGAAGAAAAAGAGAAAAUGUUAUGAAUCCACGUAAUAAAAUUCCGGUGUCCAGUUAAUUCAGGCCGAAAUUCCAAAAAGUUUAAACUUUAUGUAUUAAUUGACCAAAAAAAUAGUAGUUAAUAUUGAAAUUUGAGUAUGCUUUGUAUAUUUGCGGGCAAUUCCCCUUUCUCGAGCCUGGUAAUUGACAUUUGAAAGUAGUAUCCCAAAUUAUUGAGUCACGCCACUCAUGAAAACUGGAAAAAUAAAACCACGUUAAAAUGAAAAAGAGAAUGGUAGAUUUUCUCAUAGAAUAGUACAAAGCUUUUGUUGUUUUUGAAGUGUGCCAAUAAAAAUUUCCUUUGUGAUGGCAGGAUUGGUUUAUGCGGAUGAGAACUUCUCCUUGUUGCUAUCUACCUAUAAGAGCUAAUUCCACAUACCUGUUUCUGUUUAAGCUUGUCACCCAAAAAAAAAGAAAAAAAAAUAAGGUAAUGAAUUUUGUGCAUAUGUUUGAAUUUGUCCAUGUAGUGCUAGACUGGGAUUAUUCAAAUAUGAAAUAACCUAAUUAGAUCCACAAAGUUUAGUGCUUGUUAUUCCAGAAUUGUAGUUGAGCGUACAACCAAAUUACAUUUGCAUGUUUAUUUAGUUUUAAUCCACAAACAGAUGUUGUACAGUGAUCUAUUUUCUUGAUAUUAGUUGAACAAUGAUUAUUAAUA